AUGGCGAAUGCAGGUCGGCAGCUGUGCGUGCUAGGCUUGCUCCUCUGCGGAGUGGCGAGUUUUAAGCUGUCUGCACCCUCCAGCGGCACCACAGAGAAACCCAUUAUUGGAAUAUUAAUGCAAAGGUGCCGUAGUAAGAUGAAGAACCUUGGAAAAUACUAUAUUGCUGCAUCCUAUGUAAAAUAUUUGGAGUCUGCAGGUGCGAGAGUUAUACCAGUAAGGCUUAAUCUUACAGGUGAAGAAUAUGAAAAGCUUUUCAAAUCUAUCAAUGGGAUCCUUUUCCCUGGAGGAAGUGUUAACCUAAGAACCUCGGAUUAUGCCAAAGUGGCCAAAAUAUUUUAUAACUUUGCCCUAAAGAGUUUUGAUGAUGGAGACUAUUUCCCAGUGUGGGGCACAUGCCUUGGAUUUGAAGAGCUCUCAUUCCUGGUGAGCGGAAAGAACUUACUAACUAAGACAGAAACUGAGAAUAAGUCACUGCCACUGAACUUCACUGGAGCUACAUUGCAGGGUAGAAUGUUCCAGAAUUUUCCUGCUGACUUGUUGUUGUCAUUAUCUACUGAACCUCUGACUGCAAAUUUCCAUAAGUGGAGCCUCUCUAUAAAGAAUUUUACAGCAAAUGAAAGGUUGAAGACAUUUUUCAAUGUGAUAACUACAAAUACAGUUGACAAGAUUGAAUUUGUUUCUUCAAUGGAAGGAUAUAAGUAUCCAAUAUAUGGUGUCCAGUGGCAUCCAGAGAAAUCACCUUAUGAGUGGGAAAAUGACUACAUUUCCCAUUCAUCUAACGCUGUGAAGACUGCGUUUUAUUUAGCAGACUUCUUUGUCUCUGAAGCUCGGAAAAACAGUCAUCACUUUGAAUCUGAAGAUGAAGAGAGGGAGGCCCUGAUUUAUCAGUUUCAUCCAGUUUUUACUGGAAGUUUAUCUUCAUUCCAGCAAUGUUAUAUCUUUGAUUGA
Orycteropus afer afer is the source of this 951-nucleotide messenger RNA. RefSeq names its product gamma-glutamyl hydrolase (gene GGH). Gene Ontology annotation, biological process: tetrahydrofolylpolyglutamate metabolic process. Bases 1 to 951 code for a protein of 316 amino acids. Gene Ontology annotation, molecular function: gamma-glutamyl-peptidase activity. NCBI's taxonomy places the organism in Eukaryota, Metazoa, Chordata, Mammalia, Tubulidentata, Orycteropodidae. The transcript has 9 exons. The record is from RefSeq and is a predicted model, not a curated record. Gene Ontology annotation, cellular component: vacuole.